This is a messenger RNA of Didymodactylos carnosus, 699 nucleotides long. Lineage: Eukaryota; Metazoa; Rotifera; Eurotatoria; Philodinida; Philodinidae. The record is from the annotation of a GenBank genome assembly.
AUGUUCACGCGUGACAGCCAAGCGUUAACGUUUCGAAAUGAUAAGCUAAUUCAAAAAACUGUUCGUUUACUUAGUCUUCAAAGUAUUUUACCAUUAUUAGAACAUUUAAACAACUGCUUGCAUGAAACUGCAGAAAAAGGACUUAUUGCAUCUAAAUGGUUAAGAGUUGUAUUAAGUACCCAUACGUCCUAUUUAAUGACAUGUCCCGAUAUAAGUGAACGUUUGGGUCCAAUGUAUGAAUUAAUUGAAGCUCGUACACGAUUAUAUCCAAAAUUGUCUCGUUUACAUGGGAAACUGAUGCUUAUAGCUUCACAAAUGACAACACAAAAUGACAUAUUGACAACAGAUGAAAUAUCAUCCCGACCGAAACUAAUAUUUGAAGAAUUAUCUGACGAGGAUGAUGAUCAAGUGGAAGAUGAUAUCGUCCCAAGUCCAUCUGAAUACGAAGAUUAUAGCGGUCUAUCGGAUGAUUUGGAUUUAUUGAAUGACGAAGAAGAUGAUGAUGAAAAUUUUGAUGAGGAAGAGGAUAAAUUAGAGAAAAACAAUGAUAGCGACAAUGAAGAAAUGUUAUUAGAAAAUGAUGAUACAUUGUUUAAUCAUAAAUCGAACUAUAUCAAUCAUCUGUCGAAUAACAACAAUAAUAAUAAACAUAAUGGUAGUGAUUUUGAAGACAACGAAGACGAAGAGGAUAUAAAGUGA